AUGGGAGCCAUUCGAGCUGUAUUUCUCUGCUUGAUUUUAGUGUCGUGGAGCAGCAUUCUUGCCCAUGAUGAGGAUUGGACGACUGCUACUGCUACUUACUCCAAAGAAACAGAUGGGCCUAUCAUUACUGAAGGUGCUUGUGGUUAUGGAGACCUUCACAAGAUUAGCUAUGGGAAAUACAGUGCAGGGCUAAGUGGGAUUUUGUUCAACAGAGGGAGUACUUGUGGUGCUUGUUAUGAGUUGAGAUGUGUUGAUCACAUCUUGUGGUGCCUGCAAGGAAGCCCUUCUAUAAUUCUCACUGCUACCGAUUUCUGUCCUCCAAAUUUUGGGCUUUCUUCUGAUUAUGGUGGCUGGUGCAAUUUCCCCAAAGAACACUUUGAGAUGUCAGAGGCAGCAUUUGCUGAAAUUGCAAAGAAGAAAGCUGAUAUUGUGCCAGUUCAGUAUAGGAGGGUUAAGUGUGACAGAACUGGAGGGCUGCGGUUCACUAUGAGUGGAAGUUCUCACUUCUAUGAAGUCUUGAUUACCAAUGUAGGUUCGAACGGGGAAGUGGUUGCUGUAAAGGUCAAGGGCUCGAAAACUGGGUGGAUACCAAUGACAAGAAACUGGGGACAGAAUUGGCAAAGCAAUGUCAACCUUCAAGGGCAGCCUCUCUCUUUUGAGGUAACAGUCAGUAGCGGAAGAACACUUGCAUCUUACAAUGUUGCUCCACCAAAAUGGCAAUUUGGUCAGACAUUUGAUGGGAAACAGUUCUAGUAUGUGAACCAUAUGCAUUGUAGAACAGAACGCUACCCCUGAUCACAUUAAGUUUUCUGCUAUCCUGAAAAGUUUAGGUUGUGGUCAAAAGAAGGAAAAAUUGUAGAAGAAAGUUGAAAAAAAUGGGAAUACGAGGUCCCAGUUUUGUCUAGUAAUGAUAGAAGGAUUAGGACGCGUAAUACUUGAUGGAACAUGUAAUUAUUUAAAGUGAUGACACUGCAAUCUUGUUUAUAUUCUGAGUUUAAUGGCUGUAUUUGUGUGCAUUCGGUAUCCUGGAGAUGUAUGGCUUAUCAGAUAAUCAGAUACUGCUUCUACAGGGAAAAGUUAUACCUCUGGACUCAACAAAUUUUACAGAAUGAAGCUAAAUUUCCAUCUCUUUUGAGAUUUACAACUCAAAAAGGGUGCUUACCGUUCACAAGUAAAAACCAGAAAAUGAUUGAACAUGUCAACU
Argentina anserina (silverweed cinquefoil) is the source of this 1204-nucleotide messenger RNA. Its product is annotated as expansin-A20. Gene Ontology annotation, cellular component: extracellular region. Lineage: Eukaryota; Viridiplantae; Streptophyta; Magnoliopsida; Rosales; Rosaceae. Gene Ontology annotation, biological process: plant-type cell wall organization. The record is from RefSeq and is a predicted model, not a curated record.